UGUCACAAAAAUCACAGCGAGCCCAAAAUUCCGACCGUGACGUGUGUUUUUAGCCGGUUUCGAUUAGACAAAAAAACAAAAACCCUCCUCUUCCUCGACCAAACGCACAUCAAGCCAGAAGUCCCUCAGCCAUGGCCGCAGAGAAUCCUGCUGCAGGAACCACCGAGGAGGUCGACGGCGACUGGUGCCUGAUUGAGAGCGACCCGGGUGUCUUCACCGAGCUGAUCCGCGGUUUUGGCUGCACGGGUGCCCAGGUGGAGGAGAUCUGGACCCUGGAUGCAGACGCCUUCCACCACCUGGAGCCCAUACAUGGCCUGAUUUUCCUGUUCAAGUGGGUGGACGACAAGCCCGCUGGCCGCGUGGUCACCGACAGGAGUGACAUCUUCUUCGCUCGCCAGGUUAUAUCGAAUGCCUGUGCCACGCAGGCGCUGCUCUCGCUGCUGCUUAAUCUGCGCCAUGCGGACAUCGACUUGGGUCAGACCUUGAGCGACUUCAAGAGCCUGUGCCAGGAUCUGGAUCCAGGGACCCGUGGUCAUUGCCUGGGCAAGGAGGAGAAGAUCCGUAAAGUACACAAUUCCUUUGCUCGACCCGUGCUCUUCCAGCUUGAUCCGCUUCCGUGCUCGCCCGAUGAUUUCUGUUACCACUUUGUGGGCUUCAUGCCAAUAAAGGGCAAGCUGUACGAGUUGGACGGCAUGCAGGAGGGUCCCAUCGAGCUGGCCGAGAUUGGCCAGCAACAGAACUGGCUGGAUGUGGUCAGACCGUUUAUAGAGGCGCGCAUGGAGCGCUACAGCGUCGGAGAGAUCCACUUCAAUCUGAUGGCCUUGGUCUCGGAUCCCCAGCGAAGCUACGAGCGCCAGAUCCAGCUGCUCGUCCACCAGCCAUCGCCGCUGAGUCACGCGGAGCGUCGUUUGGAGAUCGCCACCCUGAGGGAAUUCGUCAAAUUCGAGGAGGAGAAGAAGCGUCGCUACCGCCAGGAGAACACUCGUCGCCGCCACAACUAUCUGCCCUUCAUCAUCGAGCUGCUGAAGCAGCUGGGCGAGACUGGCCAAUUGAUGCCCAUUUACGAGAAGGCCAAGCAGCGGGCUCUUCAAUCUGAAGAGCGUUGCAAGAGCGCUCCCAACCAGCCGCAACCUCAAUGAGCGUGGAUGCAACCUGAUGUCAAGCUAAAUUACUGCACUCCCAAUCCAUCGGAAACGCAUAUGAUAAACAUGCCACUUUGAUAGCACUACCUGCAAAGUUUCCCAUUCGUUCUGCCGAUUGAUACAUAAUACACUACAUAAAUAAACAUUAUAUCCAA
Drosophila erecta is the source of this 1297-nucleotide messenger RNA. Its product is annotated as ubiquitin carboxyl-terminal hydrolase isozyme L5. Gene Ontology annotation, molecular function: cysteine-type deubiquitinase activity. Bases 132 to 1139 code for a protein of 335 amino acids. The transcript has a single exon. The record is from RefSeq and is a predicted model, not a curated record. Gene Ontology annotation, cellular component: cytoplasm. Lineage: Eukaryota; Metazoa; Arthropoda; Insecta; Diptera; Drosophilidae. Gene Ontology annotation, biological process: protein deubiquitination; ubiquitin-dependent protein catabolic process.